GUAUCCGGAGGUCUCCAUGGGUUCAAUGGUAUGCUGGUGUCUCUGUUGAUGGGGGUGUGCAGCUCUGCAGGAGACUGGUACUGGUGGCUGCUACUGCCUGUCUUUCUGGGGGGAGCUACCAGUACGCUCCUCUACAGUGGCCUGGCUCCCCUGCUAGAAAAGUGGGACCUACCUGUGGCUGUGUUCCCCUUCAACAUGGUGAUCCUGCUCUACCUGGCCUGUACUGGCUCCUCUAACCCCUACUACCCUCACCACCCUGCCACACCACUAGGGGAGCUAGAGAGCAAUGCUACCCAGCUCAGCCUCACUCAG
Messenger RNA from Oncorhynchus gorbuscha (pink salmon), 312 nucleotides. RefSeq names its product urea transporter 1-like. Gene Ontology annotation, molecular function: urea transmembrane transporter activity. The record is from RefSeq and is a predicted model, not a curated record. The annotation marks the transcript as partial. NCBI's taxonomy places the organism in Eukaryota, Metazoa, Chordata, Actinopteri, Salmoniformes, Salmonidae. Gene Ontology annotation, biological process: urea transmembrane transport. Gene Ontology annotation, cellular component: membrane. The transcript is spliced from 2 exons.